This is a messenger RNA of Clarias gariepinus (North African catfish), 13295 nucleotides long. RefSeq names its product sacsin (gene sacs2). The transcript is spliced from 8 exons. NCBI's taxonomy places the organism in Eukaryota, Metazoa, Chordata, Actinopteri, Siluriformes, Clariidae. The record is from RefSeq and is a predicted model, not a curated record. Bases 116 to 12982 code for a protein of 4288 amino acids.
GUGAAGCUCAGAGAGAGGCAUCUCACACCUCAGCACUGCAGACAUGACCUUCUCUCUCUCUCCACCAACUCCAUCAGCACUGUGAGGAGAAGGAGGAGCACAUGAAGCUGCAGCAAUGAGUUUACCACCAACAAACAAGAAGAAAAUAAAAAAAAACGCUUUUGGAGCUACAGCGCCACCAUUUAUCGACUACCUGAAGGAGAUUCUCAGACGCUACCCUGAUGGAGGACAGAUACUGAAGGAGUUGAUACAGAAUGCAGACGAUGCCAGAGCGUCAAAAACCGUAUUCAUCCACGACGAGAGACGAUACGGUACUGACAGCAUAUGGAGCCCUGCUUUAGGGAAGUAUCAAGGGCCAGCUCUCUACGCAUUUAAUGAUGCAGAAUUCACUGAAGAAGACUGGAAAGGAAUUCAACGAGCAGGACGAAGCAUCAAGCAUGACGAUCCAACCAAAGUGGGAAGAUUCGGGAUUGGCUUCAAUUCAGUUUACCAUGUUACAGAUUUGCCAUGUGUAUUUAGUUCCAAACAUCUUGCAAUUUUUGACCCUCAAAAGCUGAUGUUUGAUGAUGAACAAGAGGGCUACCGCUGGUCCCUGGAUGAUGAAGAGGACAGAAAUAAUCUUUUGGAAUAUGCAGAUCAAUUUAAACCGUUUCAGGAUAUUGUCAACCUACUCUGUGAUGGAAAUUGUGCAUGGGAAAAGGUCAUCAAUGAGUGUUAUUUCAAAGGAACACUUUUUCGGUUUCCCCUGCGUCAAGAGGCCUCAGAGAUUUCUGCUAAUUUAUAUGACUCCAGGAAAGCUACUCAGCUUUUUGACAGCUUCAUUCCAGAUGCAGACAUUAGUGUUCUGUUCCUGAGAUCAGUCACCUCCAUUUCUUUGCUGCAUAUUGACUCAAGUGGCAGUGUCACCAUUAGGAUGAAAGUUUCUUCAUCAUCUCCACCCAGCACUUUUCUGGAUUUUCAGGAAACUGAGGAUGUCAGACAAAACUGUGUUCAAGGCAAGACAAGCUUUAAAACAGUGACAUGUGGUUCAUCAAGUCAGGAAAAUACAACCAGCAAAUGGCUUGUCACAGCUUGUCAGUUAAUGGAAGGACGUGUACCUAAGAUUGACACACUUGCUGGCAAUCUAAGUUUUUACCCUCAGGUCGAUGUAGCAUUUCAGUGUGAUGAAGGCAGAGCAUGUGAUGGUGGACGACUGAGCUGCUUUCUGCCUCUUCCAAACAAUGAAACAAACAGGACAGGACUCCCUGUUCAUAUUAAUGCAUGCUUUGGUCUGACAGACAACCGAAGGUACAUCAAGUGGCAGGAAGAGGAUCAAAGGAAUGAUGAAUCUGCAGAAUGGAAUGAGCUGCUAAUUAAGGAGGUUCUUCCUUAUGUUUAUCUCAAGAUAAUCCAAGAUGCUAUUCAACUAUCAAAAAAGUCAAUGCUUCCUGUAGGCUCUGUGUACAAUCUUUGGCCUGAUCUGAGACAGACGGAACACAGGCCACAAUGGCAUAAAGUAACAGAAGACUUUUUUCAAAGACUAUUUAAAACUCAAGAAAUCUUUUCCCUAGCUAAAAAUGAGAAAAAAUGGGUGACGGCUUCAGAUGCUGUUUUUCCAAUUAAUGAUACUGACACUGAUAUAAUGUUUGCAGUUGUCCAGUUAUUGAUCGAGGAAGGGGAAAACCUUGUUACUGCUCCUGAACAUGUUCUGCUCAGCAUAAAUAAAACCUUCCCGAACCCUGACACUCUAAAAUGGGUGACACCAAGUUUUGUGAGAUCCGUGCUCCACAGAAGUGAGAUUAACUCCAUCAAUAGGGAUGAAAAACUGUCCAUCUUGGAGUAUGUGCUCAGUGAUGGGAAGUAUGAAGAACUAAAAGGUCUACAGCUUUUGCCACUCAGUGAUGGAAGUUUCAGGUCAUUCUCAAACCAGGAGGAGGACACUGCUUUAAUUGACAAUGAGAACUUUUCACGAGUGUUGCUGCCAUUUUGCAAAGACAAAUUUUUGCCUCAUGACCUGAGCAACACCACAGCCAAACAUCUAAGGGAAAUGGCCAUGACGAAUUCAAAAAUGUAUCGACUUAUUAAUUUAGAUGCAAACAAUGUCGCUGCAUUUGCCAAAAAACACAUACCCAGAGACUGGAAAGAGACUACAAGUCAUGUGAAGUGGAACUCUCUAAAAGAUGAUCAUCCACCAAAGACAUGGCUGAAAGAAUUCUGGAAGUUUUUGAACACUUACUGGACAGAUCUACGGGAAUUUAUUGGCAUGCCUUUAAUACCACUGGAACCUCUUCAACAAGUAGGCAGUACUGUAAUGUUAGCAAGAUUGGAGGAGAAAUCCACAUUGAUUUUCCAGUGCAGCAGAGAGUCCAUCCUGCCAGAUCAAAUUCAAAAAGUGGUGAAGGCAGUUGGUGGUUCUGUAAUUAAAAAAGAUGAGUGUCUGAAACAUCACGACAUUGGAAGUUAUGUCCUAAUGCCAUCCUCAAGAAACUUCCUGCAAAUUCUUUUAAAUGUGGACAAGGACAAGGUCAUCAGUGGCAUUGCCUCUGCUUCAAUUCAUGAAAAAGAAGAGUUUAAAAACUAUCUGUCUUCUUUGGACUGUAUCUCGGAUAUGGAGCAUUGUUUUUUGUCAGCUCUGCCCAUUUUCAGGUUGAUGUCUGAAACAUAUGUUGCCAUUGAAUCAAAACAAGCAGUUAUUUUAAAGUCCAAUCCAACUAUUCCAAAGGACUUACCUGUGCCUGACACCAUAGUUCAGUGUGCUAAUGAAGCUGACCGUAGGCUUUUGAUUCUUCUUGAGGUUGAUCUUCUGGAUGCUGCACAGUUAGCCAGUUACUUGGUAGACUGCAUUGAUAACAUGCAUUUCACUAAAGAGGAUGAACAAAAAACAAUGACUUGGAUAUUAAAUCAUGGACAUCUGCUGUUUUCUCAAAGUGAGGAAUUGCUCAGGAAAACCAAGAAUCUAAGUUUCAUUCUAACAGACCAGGGUGAACGCAAAAGACCAUCAAGUGUUUUCGAUCCCACAAACAAAACCUUUGUUGACCUUUUUGAGGAGGACUUCUUCCCACUAAAGAUUUACAGGUCAUCAGAGAUGCUACAAAGCUUGAAACAACUUGGUCUACAGACUAAAGAAGAUGAAUUAUCCCCAGCACAUGUACUCCAUGUUGCUUCACAAAUUCAAAAGCUCCAAAUUCACUCACGAAACAGGGCUUUUAAAAAGGCUGACGUUCUUGUAAGGGUAUUGAAUGGAAGUGACUUGCUCUCAAAAUUCUCAGAGGGGGACAGACUAAAGCUUCUUCAGUUGCAGUGGGUUCCUUGUGAAAAUUUUAAUUCAAUAAAAAGUAAAAACAGCCAGAAGAGGGGCUUCUACAAGCCAAUUGAAAUAAGAGCUUCAAAAUAUUCUGCAAUUGUAGGGCAUGUCAUGCCAAUUGCGUCAGACCUAAAUGAGAGUCUCUGUCAAAAACUUGACCUUUAUAGUUCUCCUCCAGCUGAAAAGGUUUUAGAGAAUCUGUAUGUACUGGCAUCAUUAGCUCCAACCAUGAUCAGUCCAGAUUCAGAUUAUGAGUUCAAAAACAAGCUACACAGCACAUAUCAAUUCAUGCAAGAAAACAUUGAACAGUUCAGAAAGGAGAUGAACAAUAAAUGCAUUCCUUGGCUCUGGAGCCAGACUGAGUUUGUGUCACCUCGAGAAGUAGUUCUCACGUAUCCAGCUGAACUAGAUCUUAGCCUUUACAUAAAGAAAGUGCCAGAUGAAUUUCUACAAUAUGACGUCCUGCUAAGAAAAUGUGGUGUAAAGGAAACACUUUCUGAUGAAGAAAUCGAAGCCAUACUCAGUGACAUUAAAGAAAACAUUGAUGACAGGACUCCACCUUAUGGGGACACCACUGAACUUAAAGUGUCAAUAGCCAUCCUUGACUGGAUGCGAAAAAAUGAAAAGUUUUUGAAGGACAGUACACCUGUACCAGUCAUGGCACAAAACCAAAAGUUCACCUUACAGCCUUUGAAAAAUACAGUUUUUUGUGAUAUCAGUGAUGAAGGGUUAGAUGACCUGAGACAAGAUAAAGAGGAGUUCUAUGUCAUCCAUGAGGAGGUGCUAUCUGUCACUGCAAAAUGGCUUAAGAUUCCUUUCCUAAGUACCCGUAUUUUGAAACCCCAGUUAAUCGGAGGUGAGGAAGAGCAUGAGGGGAUUGAGCAGUGCGGUCAAACAGAGCCAAUAACUCAAAGGAUCAAAAACAUCCUUAAAGAGUAUGAUGAUGAACGUGACAUCUUUAAAGAACUUAUACAAAAUGCUGAAGAUGCUGGUGCAAGUACAUGUGGGUUUAUGCUGGACUUCAGAUCACACCCUUCUGAAGGACUUAUUGAUGAUGGUAUGGCUCUAUGCAAUGGCCCCUGUCUGUGGGCAUUUAACAAUGAACUGUUCUCAGAGGAAGAUUGGAAAAACAUUGUUAGAGUUGGCUCUGCAUCAAAAGAAAACAAAUUUGAGAAAAUUGGAAAGUUUGGACUAGGAUUCAAUGCCGUUUACCACUUAACAGAUAUCCCAUCUAUUCUUAGUGGAAGAACACUUCUGAUUCUUGACCCAAAUGUAACACAUUUGGAAAAGCACAUACAUAACAAAUCAAAUCCUGGCAUUAAACUUGACUUGUUCCAAGAGAGACUGAUUAGGAGGUUUCCUGGACAGUUCAGAUCUUAUCAGGGGAUCUUUGGUUGUGAUCUGUUAAACACCAACCAGAACUAUUACAGUGGAACUCUGAUUAAACUACCCUUUCGCACAGCAGAGGAGGCCAACAAUUCAGAAAUUAGCUCCAAGGUGUAUGACAAAAAGCACAUAGAUGCAUUUCAGCAACACUUGGCAGAUGGUUCUCUAACUCCACUGUUAUUUCUUAAGCACAUAACGUCAUUGUCUCUUCAAACCCUUGAACAAGACAACAGCCCUUUGAACACUGAGACAGUUCUAAAAAUCAUCAAAGAGGUAAUAUGUUCAAUUAAAAUCUCAAAUGAAAGUCAUCUACAUAACAUCAGUGAAGCUUUAAAAAGUCUUGACACAAAGUGCCAUGACUUUGUUGAUUGUCUUGCUGCCAACAUUGUCAAAAUAAUUUGUGAGUGUGACAUGAGUACUUGUGCCAAGUACUGGCUUGUUUAUUCAUGUUUUGGAACAAAGGAUUCAUUUAGGAUGUUUCAGAGAGAAACGUAUGACAGGAAAUUUUCCUUACCAAUUGGAGGAGUUGCUGUACCUCUACAAAGAGAAUCAGACAAUAUGUGGUCCCCGGAUGAAAGAGGGAUAGUUAGCCAGGCUUUUUGUUUUCUUCCUCUUCCAAUUGAAACAGGCCUUCCAGUUCACAUCAAUGGAUCUUUUGCAGUCACAUCAAACAGAAAGGCUCUGUGGGAAACUGGUAAAAAAAUGGAGUGGAACAAAGCAUUACUCCAAGAUGCAGUUACCGCUUCCUACAUCACCACUCUGCUUGAACUGAAGAAAAUGGCUCAAAAUGGGAAUCUUAAAAACUAUGAUUACUACACAUUCUGGCCUGAUACUGAAAAAGUAAACAAAGCAUUUCAACCUUUGGUUAGUGCAUUUUACUCUGCCAUUGUACAGAGCUCAAAUGUCAGAUCUCUGGAACUCUUGAAUAAUGGGACAAAUUGGUGCUCUUUUGACAAUGCAAGAUUUCUUCAUCCAGUUAUUCAAGAAAACGAGGAAGUGGGAAAACUUGCCAUGGAGGUAUUCCUGAAAUACACAGAACCAAACUAUUGUCAUGUUAAUUUGCCAGCCUGGGCGAGAAAUAAUUUAAUGACUUGUGGCUUUACUGAGUUGAUAGAGGAGAGAACGUUUAGCUGGUCUGACUUUUAUCGAGUAGUUUUCAAGAACUUGAACGAAAUGGAUGCAAAAACCAGGAAUGAUCUCAUAUUGAAUGCCAUAGACUUAAAUGAUCAUGAGGUUGACAAAUUGCUAACAAACAAUGCAUGCUUUCCAACAAAGAAAGUAGGAACUCUUCAGUUCAUCCACAGACUGGUGUACCCUCAUGGUAAAGUAGCAUGCUUGUAUGGCCCAGAAGAGGGACGUUUUCUUGACGGAAAUAAUAAUGACUACUUUACUCCAGAAAGGCUUUUUCGACUGUCAGGCUUGGGGAUGUUGACUGAUGAACUCACAUUAGAGGAAGUUAUUGAGAGAACAAAGACAAUCCCCAAAGUUUGGGCUAAAGACAAAAAAAAAGCAUACAAACAUCUUCAGUGUCUAUUUGACUCAAUGAAAAAACACUGUCACAUUGAUUCAUUGCACUGGGAAACCCUAAAGCAUAUAUCAUUUCUUCCUGCUCUGGGAACCAAUCAACAAAAUGAAGUGGUGACAAUGCUGAAAAAGCCAUCUAAAAUCUAUGAUUCCCAGUGCUGCCACUUGGUGAACAUGACAGAAUUUACUGUUGAUCAGUCAAAUCUAGGCCUAAUCUCAGAUGACUCAGUUCUCAUAAAAUUGGGUGUGAUGAAGAACCCACCAAUUGAGACAGUACUCAGACAACUCAAAGAAGCACACCAUCGUGUAAAAUUAAUUGAAAAUUCCAUGCUCCUUAACAUUGCCAGAAGCUGUUAUGACUAUCUUAACAAAUAUUUAUUGGAUGAUGGUGAUUCCACUGCGAUUAUUGAACAUGCACAAUCAAUGCCAUUUGUUUUGAUUGAAAAUUGCUUUGUAAAUACACAAUCAGUGGCCAUGGGUGGUGAAUUUGAGGAAAAGCCAUACCUCUAUGUUCUUCCCACCAUCCUGUCCAAAUUUGAGAACCUUUGGAACUGUGUUGGCAUUAAAAGAAAGUUUGCAGCAGAACAAUUUGUUGCUGUGCUUAAAGAAAUUAGUACUUUUUCAAGACCAUUAUCAAAAAGAGAUCUUAAUGUCUGUCUUUCCAUACUUCUAAAGGGACUGUAUGGAACUGAAGAUGGAAUGUCUAAGGACUGUCUAAUACCUGACGAAAAAGGUGUGCUGACAAAUGCAAGCAAACUGAAAUUUAAUGACACUCCUUGGAUGCCAGCGGAAGCUGGAGUAAGAAUUUGCCAUGAACUAAUACCUCGAGAGGUUGCAUGCUAUUUUGGUGUAGAAACAACAAAACACCAUACAAUAAAGAUUCAUUUAGUUGGUGAGUUUCCACCCUUUGUUAAGGAGUUUGGACAACAGGAGAAAUUAACCAUGAGGAUAAAAAACAUAAUUGAAGCCUAUCCAGCCAAAAAAGAUAUCCUGAAAGAACUAAUUCAGAAUGCUGAUGAUGCAGAGGCAACAGAAAUCCACUUUAUAUGGGACAAACGAAAGCAUGGAACUACAAAAACAUUUGGAGAAAAGUGGGAGUUGCUUCAAGGCCCAGCACUUUGUGUGUACAACAACAAGAAAUUCUCAGAUGAAGACCUGAUUGGUGUUCAGCAAUUAGGAGAAGGAGGAAAACAUGGCACUUUGGGAAGAACUGGAAAAUAUGGUCUUGGAUUUAAUUCUGUUUACCAUCUGACUGACUGUCCCUCUAUAUUAUCUGGUGAUGAAUAUCUCUGCAUAUCAGAUCCAAACCUGAAAUAUGUGGAAGCUGGAACAAAGGAGUCACCAGGCUGCAAGUAUUUAAUGAAUGAAAAGUUUAAAAAGUCUUUUCAGGAUGUUUACCAGACCUUUCUUCCAGAAAAAUUUCCUCUUCAUUCUGGAACCAUGUUCAGACUUCCACUCAGGACAGAGGAAAUGGCAGCCAUAUCAGAAAUAUCGAUACGUGCAGUUAAGGAUUAUGACAUAAAUGAACUUUUCCUGGCUUUGACAACAGAUCCAGAGGAAUUUAUUCUAUUCUUAAAGCACAUCACAAAAAUUCACUUUCAUGAAAUUAACAAGGAUGGAAAUGAAGUCAAUCAUUUUUAUAUUGAGAAAAAAGUCACAGAGUGUACAUUGAAGGAAAGGGAAGAUUUUCAUAAUCAUGUUCGCAAUUGCCUCAAAUCUGGGAUAAUAAGGCCAUGCCAAGCUUUCUCUAGAGUUAUGAUCACAUCAGGUAAAAAAAAAAGCCAAUGGAUUAUUGCAGAGCAAUUUGGAUCACUUUUGCAAAAUCAAGAAGAAGCUACAUCCAGUGGUAAAGUACCUCAGGCAGCCCUGGCAGCUUGUUUGCACACAAAAUCUAUUGAAAAUAAAUUUCAUGGAAAGGCAUUUUGCUCUUUGCCAUUACCAGGAAAAACUGGUCUCCCUGUCCAUGUGAAUGGAAACUUUGAAGUGGAUCAUUCUAGGCGGGAUCUGUGGAAAGAAGAUGCUGAGAGCUUAAAAACCAAAUGGAAUCAAUCACUGCAAUUGAAGAUCAUUGCACCUCUGUAUGCUGAGCUCCUAAAAUAUAUAUGUACAAACCAUAAAAAGGGUGAACCCAAAAUGUUAACCCAUCUCAAAUCACAUCUGGACUUUUGCUUAAGCUUCUUUCCCUGUGUCUCAAGAGAUGUUAGUCAAGCUUGGCAUGAUAUGAUCAAUGAAGUCUACAGAAUAAUCAGUCGAUUAAACCUUCCAGUGAUACCAACUCUUAAAAGUGUUACAGACACCUCUUCGUAUCACUCUGAGAAAAAGUACACAUUUAACUGGUCAAGUGUUUCAAAGCCAAACUCAACAGAUUCACCUCAUUUUAUGGAAGACAGCCACGAUAGCAUUCUGCAAAUUUUAGAGGGGACUGGAAUGAACUUGGUACCGUUUUCAUGGGAAAUCAAAAAAAUCAUGGAGAAUUUCAAGAGUGCAGGUGUGAAUGUGGCUGAAGUUAGUCCUUUAUCAGUGAUCAAUUAUUUAAAGAAGAAGAGAAUGAAUGAGCCUUCACAAACUCCUAAUGACCUACCAUUACCCAUCAACCAGACACUAAUAAAAGAUUCACGAAGUUGUUUGACACUUUUGAAAUUUUGUCUAAGCAAUGUUAAAGAGUCAGAUAAGAUGUUAAUUGACCUUAAUGGACUACCUCUCCUCCUCACCAAUGAUCAGAUGUUGAGGAAGUUCAACUCUGAUUCUCCAAAGCUAUACUCAAUAUUUGCUGACAUUUUUCAGGAACACAAGUCCGAAUUUGCAAAAUGGUCAGUUAAUAGUAAACUUGCCACAAUUCUGCAAAAGGGAAAAUAUAUUGUGGAAUUAACCAUCCCAAUAGCAGCAAAGUUCAUUAGGCCAGUUCUUCAACAACAUCUUCAGCACUCACAGAUCAAUGAUGCAAAUGGGCUUCAUACAGCAGGAAAAGAAGCAAAAGAAUGGCUUAAGAAACUGUGGUCUUAUUUUGACCAUGAAGUCAAAAUGAAGGCUUUCCCAAAUGAAGAUACAAAUCAGGUCUUUAAUGAAAUAAGGAAACACUUCUCUGGCAGUCACAUUUUGCCUGUCAUUUAUCCAGAUCAAAAAGAAACAUGUUUUCUACAAAAACUUGGAAAUCUACAUACUAUUGUUCAUCCUUCACAAUACACGAAUCAAUCAGAACACAUUUCUGCCAUUCUCAUUAAACUGGGAUCCAUGACACUAGAUCGCAACUUCUUCCUUCAGCUUCGUGAUUUUUUGCACAACCAUGUCUAUCCAGAACUUUUAGAUACCAAAGACAGCGGGGCGGUACUUAAGCAGUUAGAUACAAUACCACAUUCACAGUUUGAGCUGCUUUCUGAUGAUGAAAGUGACGAACUUCAACGCUACCUACAAUCUGGCAUCAGCUACUCUAAAGAUACAAACGAAUAUCAGAGAAUGUUCAAAUCAUUGCCCUUGUUUCAGACAAUAUGUGGAAAGCGGCAAAGGAUCGAUUUUCACAGGGAUGUACUUAUUCUGAAUUCUGAAUUUAAAAAAAUAUUUUCAGGCUUGUACUCAUUUGAUCACAGCAACAGCAUUUUUCUCAAAUACAACCUUGUAAAUGAAAGCCUAUCAAAAUGCCUGAACAUUAAGAUUUUAAAUGACCUGGAGUACUGUGUCAAUUUCAUUAUUCCUUUUGUAAACAAGCUUAAACAAACCACGCUUCUUGAUUUAAUAAGGCUGUUAGUUGAACUGAGCCAAAAAAUUGACUAUGAAAAUUAUAAAGACAGGUUUGCCUCAGCCUUGAGAAAUAUAAAAUUUAUUCCUGACAUCAAUGGUUGUUUUCAAGUGGUCUCAUACUUCUUUGAUGACACUGUAAAGCUGUAUAAAGUUAUGCUUCCAAUGGAGAGGUUUGUUCCAAAUACCUUUUGGAAGCAAUUUCAAAAUAGUAAACAAGCACAAUCCCUCUUGAAGGACCUUGGACUAAAGCAUAAAGUAACUGAAGAGGAGGUUAUCAAUUUUGCUUUCCAAAUUGAAUCAGAUGCUAGGGGAAACACUGAACUGCAGCUUCUUAAAAACAGAUCAGCAUUGUUGCUCAGGACAGCACUUCGUUUGGGUGCAGAAAAACAAUCAAAAUUAAUGCAAAGAAUCGCAAUCAUAAAAUUUAUUUUCGCUGUUCAGAUUGAGCCAAAACUGUGUGCUUAUCACAAAGCACUUGCACAAGAAAGGGACGUGGUUGCCAUCAAAGGAUCACUUCUUGGAAGGGACCUUAAUCUUCAAUAUCUCAUAUGGACUGUCAUGCCAAUACUGGCAUCAAGGGAUUUUACUACAAAAGAGUUAGAUACCCUCAGGAAGGUUGGUGCCUUGGAUGAACCAUCAUCAGAGCAGGUCAUGCAGAACCUAAAAAAUAUCUUUAGUUCUCAAUGCAGAACAGAAGAGUUGGUAGAGACAAGAGCUACAGUGUUUAAAAACUCAUAUGCCUACCUCCAAUCUGUAUGUUUUAAUGAAUCUUUUUUGGCAGAUCUCCCUCUUGUUCUUGUUGAAAAUGACAAAAAUCUUCUGAAAGCUAGUCAAGUAGUCCUGACACUACCAUCUGCUAAUGAGUUUAGGCCAUACCUUUACCCCAUACAAUCAAAACAUGCAAUGUUUGCAGACUUUUUCAAGAAGAUUGGCGUUGAAGAAAAGCCUACUGUCAUGCAAUUAUGCAUUGUACUCAAGGAAAUCUAUACAGAGUGCUGUGAUAAGACAACAAUUCAACCAAACCAGCUGGUAACUGUUCAGCGUGUUGUGCAGCAGCUUUUCUGUCUGUUAAAAGAGCAGGGAAAUAUAAUUCCUCUUCAAAAAAUAUCACUAUACCUCCCAUCAACAGAUGGAAGACUCUAUGAAUCCAGCACAUUGUUUUUUAAUGACACUUUUUUUCAGGCCAACAGGCUGGAGGAAUCACUAAAAACAAAGCUGAAGCUACUUGUAAAAUUGAAACAGUGUCACCUUGAAGAUGACCCCUAUGAGCAUCAAAAGCUGUUGCAGUUGCUUCCUAAACAAGUGCGUCCCAAUCUGCUUUCUCGAGUCAUUUCUGUAAACCUGGUUAGUGAAAAUGUGGAAGAUUGCGAUUAUGGCCAGUCAUGUGAAUUGAGCAGUUGGUUUCAUAAACAUCUUUCCUCUCAUGAGUUCUAUCAUGGUCUUAUGUGUCUAAUUAGAGAACAAAGCAAGGGAACCAUUUCACAGAAUGAAGCUGCAGACUUGUGUGAAAGAACAUUUGGUAAAAUUAAAAUCAUCUGUUGCAAGGCUUUACACACUCAACUUUUGUUAAAUCUCCAGCCACUGCAAGGUACUGAGACAGAAACUCAGGUUUAUGUAAAUAAGCAGCAAGAUGAAUGUGUUUUCUAUCUAAAGCACAAUGAUAACAUGACUCCCAAAGUGGUGAAUGAGGUCAACAUGUACCUUAUCAAAGAAAUCAACGCUCUUCUGGAAAACAGUUUAAAUUCAUUAUGCCUACUAGUCCUUGGACAAGUUCUAUUAUGUGAAAACAUGAAGGACGUUGAAGCAGUCCUGGAACAAAAUGGAAUUCGUAACACUGUAAGUGAUGAAUCGGGACUUGGUUCCCUUCCAAAUCCUGGAAGUCCCAUACCAGAGGAAUGGCAUGAUUUCCUUGAUAUGGACCCCCUGAACAGUUUUGAAAAAGGAGAGUAUGUUGGGUUUAGUAAUGAUGAAUUGGAAAAUGAAUUUGUUUUUGCCAUAGUUGUGGAGUGUCUGGAUGAGCAUCAAGGACAGGUCAGGCAAAAUCCUUCAAGAUAUAGAAUACAAAUUGGAAACGAAAAGUUAAUUGAAGUUAGUUCUCUUGAUCUUUAUCAGUUUAAGAGAGAAAAAAGACCAUCUACAGUUGGAAAUGUUACCAGCACAGAUAUAGACAUUUUGCCUGUACUUUCGCAGGCUGAAUCUUCACGUUCUAUACCAUCACAGGCUAAGCCUUCUCAGCCUAGACCAACCUCAAAGAAGCCCUUACCUCGGACUUUGGGGGAGGUUAAAACAGAGAUUGAUGAGAGUUUGGGACAGAUCUGGAAGAUGUCAAACGAGGACAAAACAAAGGCUAUUAGACGUCUGUACUUAAGGUGGCAUCCAGACAAGAACCCAGACAACACAGAGCUUGCUAAUGAAGCAUUUAAAUAUUUACAGAACAGAAUUGUAGAGCUACAGCAAGGAAAGACCAAACACAAAACAUCAACUGAGCCAAACACAACACAUGGGCCAGACUUCAGAGACUACUAUCAUAGUUGGAACUUCCAGGCUGGGUGUCACAAAAAGGGACGGGAGCGAUUCUAUCAGAAAAAUUACAGACAGCAAUAUAAUUCUUGGUCACAUUUCAAAGAAGCGCCAAGACCAAACAAAGAGGAAGCUAAGCGGUGGUACAGACAAGCCCAGUGUGAUCUUCUUGCUUCUCAGAGUGACAUUGAACACAAUGCAAGCCCAGAGUGGUGUCUAUUUAAAGUGCAUCAGGCCGUGGAAAAAGCUCUAAUAGCUACAGAAUUCAGAAGGAAUGGACAGCAUCCUGGGACUGCAUCUACCAUUACAGGCUUGGCCCUGAAGAUAUCACAGUAUGCUAGCUACCUUCAUGAUUUGCCCCAUGUUGUGAAUCAGCUGAGGGCACUUGGUGUUGAAGCCAAGAGAACUCAAUAUCCAAACUACCACCCAUCUCCCCACAUUCCUAACGAACAGUUCAAAAUUGAAGAUGCACAAAAAGCAGUGAAGAUAGCAACACAGCUAAUGCUGAAACUGGAAUGCUAUAUUACUGAUUAAUUUAAUCAUGUUUUAAUAUAUAAAUAUGUUUUUGGUAUCCUGAGCAAUUUUCUUGUACAUUAUUCAUUAUUUUUACUCACUGAAUGUUGAUGUAACUAUGCAGACUAAUACUUUUACAGAACUAUUUAAAGUUUACUACUGUGAUAAAACUCUUUUCAUUCAGCCCUAGAUAAUACUUAAUAUGUUUAACAUGGCACUAUCUCUUUUAAGUUCUAGUAUAACAGAAAAUAGUAAAAAGCUAGAAUUAAAAAUGAAACGUAAAAGUCUUGUGUAGAUCUUAUAUUGCAUAAAGAAUAAAAACAAAUUAAAAUUG